This is a messenger RNA of Medioppia subpectinata, 1332 nucleotides long. Lineage: Eukaryota; Metazoa; Arthropoda; Arachnida; Sarcoptiformes; Oppiidae. The record is from the annotation of a GenBank genome assembly.
AAGUAAUUAAAGUAAUGCUAGGACUACUCGCUGUAAAUUUUUACUUAAAAAAUAUAAUUACGCCAAAUUAUAACUAACCUAAGUACAAUAAUGUCAAACUUAGUCAAACCCGCCGAUCGUUACGCUGGACUCGACCCAAGAUUUUGAUCCUUAUUGAAAUCCGUAUUUACCUAUACUAAUAAAUAUACAACUCGGUUGUAUAACUCAAUCAAACAGGGUCAUCCGCGAUUAGUGAAAGUGUUGGCUAAACUAUACUCACACCUACUGAACAACGAGAUGAAAGAUGACAACAUCCUGAUAACGCUGGGCGCCUAUCAGGCCAUACACUGCGCGCUGUACGGCCUAAUUAACCAUGGUGAUGAAGUGAUCAUAAUUGAUCCGGCCUACGAUGCCUAUGCCAUGAUUACUAGAGCUGCUGGCGGUGUACCCGUGCAUACGGCACUCAAACGGGUCGACACCUGUAAUUAUGGUAAUAAUAAUGAUAUUACCGGAGCUGAUGGUUGGGAAUUAGACUUUGCUGACCUGGAAGCAAAGUUUAAUCAUAAUACUCGGCUUAUCAUAAUCAAUACACCGCAUAAUCCAUUGGGAAAGGUAUUCACUGCAUCAGAAUUGUCGAGAAUCGGAGAGUUAUGUCAAAAAUACGAUACAAUCGCUAUCAUGGAUGAGGUGUACGAAUGGCUUACCUAUGAUAAUAACACACACUGUAGACUUGCCUCGAUGCCGGGCAUGUACGAGCGCACAGUGACCAUCGGCAGUCUGGGCAAGGCGUUCAACGUGACCGGUUGGCGGUGCGGUUGGGCCAUCACUGGGCACCCGGGCAUUAGACACGCGCUAACACUGGCCCAUAUGGCCAGCGUUUACUGUUGUCCCACACCUAUUCAAGAAGCAGCCGCGCGAGCGUUUGAAAUUGAACUUGAUAAACUCCAGCUCAAUCACGUGGACAGUAUGUAUUGGACACAACUGUGCGCACUGUUGGACAAAAAGCGAGCCCUAAUGUACGAUAUGUUGACCGACAUGGGUCUGAAGCCAAUGGUGCCCGAAGGGGGCUAUUAUAUGGUGGCCGAAUGCCGGGCACUCAUAGAUAGGCUAGAUUUGACCGCUUAUUAUGAUAAGAGGGGUAAAACGUUUGAGUUUGUCCGGUGGCUGUCCGCCCGUGGCGUACAGGCGGUUCCGUUAACUGUGUUUUACAGUACGGAUAAUAAGCAUUUGGCCGAAGGUUUGGUGAGAUUUUGCUUUAUUAAAAGCGAUGAAACUCUCGCUAAAGCUGAGGCUGUGUUGAGAGGUAUUACUAAUGAGCUUGGUGCUAAUAAGGGGUUUUAUUUGAGUCGCUAA